This is a messenger RNA of Marmota flaviventris (yellow-bellied marmot), 3481 nucleotides long. The record is from RefSeq and is a predicted model, not a curated record. NCBI's taxonomy places the organism in Eukaryota, Metazoa, Chordata, Mammalia, Rodentia, Sciuridae.
UCAGUCCUGCUGUGGCUCCCAGAGCUGGCCUGAGCUCUCCUGGCCGCCCUGCCCUGCUCCUGGUGGGCAGCCCCCAGGUUUGGGACAUGGAUUCUGCCCAGGGAAUCGCAGUCCCUUGCUGGUCUGAGCAGAGCCUCUUCUGUCUAGGGCCCAGGUGUGGCCAGAGGGCUGGACCUGGCCGGCCUGCAGCCCACAGGCCAGUAGGAGCUGCCCGGUGUCUCGGCUUCCAGCCUUCUCCCCGGGUCUGGGAGGAGUGACCGCGGGAAGCCGGUCCCCGUCUCUGCUAACAUCAUGGCUAACACCAUGUCGUCCUGGGUCUGGCCUCUCUCACUCCACUUUAUUGGUUUGGGGUGAUUUUUCUUAGAUUCUAUGGUUAGAUUUCCAGCCCUGUCCCCUUCCCCGUCCCCGCCCCAGGGAAGCAAGGUCCCCUGCACCCAGGCCAGGCAACUCCCUGACCACGGCCCCCAGAAGGGAGCAAAGGGAGCGGCCACGGGCGUGGGGCCAGCAGGGAGCAGGCAGGCCCCGUCUCACGGCUGGUGGAGGGUCCUCCUCAGAACUUCUGCAGGAGGCUGGCUCGGACCCAGGCCGCGUCGGGUGAACAGCGGUUGGUGUCCCGCUGGUGACACGGCAGCUGCCGGGAGAUGGCGAGGGUUUCCAGCCUCUUGGUUUUGGCUGAUGGGCGGCUGUGUAACGAGUUUGCCUGAAACUUAGCAGCUGAAACCCACCGCAGAUGAGCCUUCCCCUCCAGCUCUGAGAACUCGGGAGGCCUGGCCAGGGGCCCUGGCUCCUGGGCUCCACCGAAGCUGCUGGCAGGCUGUGGCUGAGCUGGAAUCUGUGAACAGCAGCUGGGCAUCUGUCCCUCCUGGCCGCAGUGGGUCCUGGCUGCUGGUCCCACCCUUGUGGCGGGGCUUGAUGUGGCCAGAGGGCUUUGGCCUGGCCUGGACGCAGACACUCUCCCUUCUUGGGGCCAGGGCAGGGCUGGAAAUUCAACAGGAUCAGAGAAAAGCCCAAACCAACAAAAGGGAGAGAGAGAAGCCAGACACAAAAGAGGGGCCUGCUGGGCCUCGCUUAGCUCUGGGGGAGAAGUCGGGACAGCGGGAGCUCUGGGGGCUGGGCUUGGGGGUGCUCCCUCCCCACCCCCACACGUGGGGGCCUCGCCCUGUGCUCCUUGCUCUGUGACAGUGUGUCCCCGCGACAGAACGGAACCACAAAACAAUAAAAUCUCAGCGUUUCCGGGUGUGGAAAAUGGGCCUGGGCCUUCCCGUCCCAGCCCCGACGGGGAGACGGCAGGUCUGCAGACUUUCUUUUUAACUUUUUUUUUUUUCCUCUGACAACUUCCCCUUCAGCACAGGCGAGGACCAGCCUUCGGAGGACGUCCUUGAUGAACUCCUUAAGAUGGCUCCAGAGAAGGUGCGCGCUGUGGAGGAGGCCAUCGUGAGCUUCGUCAACCACUCGCUGCGGAGCCUGGGCCUGGCCGUGCAGAGCCUCAAUUCCCAGUUUGCAGACGGAGUCAUCCUGCUCCUGCUGAUUGGACAACUGGAAGGCUUCUUCCUGCACCUAAAGGAGUUCUACCUCACCCCGAGCUCUCCUGCAGAAAUGGUGAGCCUUCCAGAGGUGCACAAUGUCACCCUGGCCCUGGAGCUGCUGAGGGACGCGGGCCUGCUCAGCCACCCCGUCAGCCCUGAAGACAUUGUGAACAAGGACCCCAAGAGCACGCUGCGGGUGCUCUACAGCCUGUUCUGCAAGCACAAGCUCAAGGCCAGCGCAGACGGGACCCCCUGUGGCACCCUGCACUAGCCGUCACCUGGCCCCAGCGCGGUGCUUGACAACCCGCCAUCUGGACUCUGCUGGAGGGUCCGGCCGAGGGACCCCCUCAGCCCAGCAAGUUCCUGUCUGAGCCACCCCACUGCCGUCUGCGCCACAUGAACAGCCUGAGCCCACCAGGUGGGGUCCCUUGAGGCCAACCCCUGCCUGGCUCAGGGAUUCUAACUACAGUGUUCCUGGGGCUUCAGAGCCGGGGGGUCCUGGGCAGCAGGAACCCAGCAAUGCCCUCUGCUCUCGGGGGUCAGGACCGACAGCCGAGGUCCGAGGCUCUGCACAUUCUGCUGCCCGUCUGCCCCCACUCGGGGUGACAGCCCAGGACACCCCCCGCCAGGGGCAGGAGUUGUGGCUCCAAAGACAACGAGCCUGUUGCUCCGGAAGCCGCCUCGGUGCAUGCCCAAGAAUCCAGGCCGCGACACCCCUACAGCCGUGGCUGUGGUUUUGCCCAAAAGUCACGCAGCAGACAUUCCCAUGGUUCAGCUCCCGUCUGUCCCCAGGGAGCGUCCUCCUCAAAGGGUGAGAAACUCAGAGGAGAGCUGGGCACAGCUGUCCCCUCCAGGACCGGCUUUAGAGGCCCCGGAGCUGCCCUCGGGUGGGAGCAGCUGGCUCCUCCCCACGCUCCCCGCCCCGGCCGAGCCCCCCUGGAGACAGAAGCUUCCAGGACACAGGUGAAUGGCGUUGCUCUGGGGAGGGCUGUGGAGCAGGGGCUGGCUGGGCCAGGCCCCCCACCCAUCAGCUGGGGGCUCAGGAGGACGUCCUGCAGGAGGUGACGUGGGAGCUGGGAAUGGGGAGGGGGCCCGGGGGCUCACGGCCCCGUCCGAUGACCCCUCUUCAUCUCUCCACAUCCUGCUGCCUCUGGAACAUGUCCCUCUCCUAUUCCAGGAGUGUCCCCCUCUGAGGAGCCAGGCUAGGUCCCCUCCAUGAGAGGCUCCCCUCCUGGAACCCCUGAUGCCUCUCACCCCGUCUACACCAGGCUUCAUGGGUGAAUGCCCCAAAUCCACGCCCCGUCCUGGGUCCAGGCCUCAUGUCCAGCAGGCUGGCUCCACGUGGCCACUCCAAGUCUUCACCUGACUCUGCUGGACAGCAGAUUUUUAAGAUAAUUAUUAAAAAUUGAUUUUUUCAGCCAGGCCUGAUGAUGUAAUCCCAGCUCCUCAGGAGGCUGAGGCAGAAGGAUCCAAAGUUGAAGGCCAGCUGUGGCCAUGCAGUGAGACCCUGCCUCAGAACCUGGUGGAAAGGGAGGAGCGUUGGCCUGGCACGUGCCGAGCCCUGGGUUCCAUCCCCAGCACCACACACACACGAAAAUCAAGUCUUUGUAGCUUCACUAAGGGACCCACAGUUGGUAAAAUCUCCCAAUGGAACCACCCAGUCUGAUGAGUCUCCACGAAAGCAUAGAGUCACGUAACCCCAGGAAGAUGGAGGCAGGAACAGUCCCACCACCCACAAGAGCCCUCGAGCCAGCCCCUUCCCCGAGUCCUGGCCCUGGAAACUGCCAAUCUGCCUUCUGUCCCCAUCGAUUUACCUUUUCUAGAAUUUAAAUAUAAAUGCACCAGAGAGGGUGUAGGCUUUUGUGGAUGGUUUCUUUUCCUUUGCACAAAUCUGCUGGGUUUUUAUGCAAAGUUUCUUUUAUCAAUAAACGCAUCGCCUUUUCUUGCUGAAAACA